This is a messenger RNA of Penaeus indicus, 4656 nucleotides long. RefSeq lists its product as uncharacterized. The record is from RefSeq and is a predicted model, not a curated record. The transcript has 4 exons. Gene Ontology annotation, biological process: DNA integration. Gene Ontology annotation, molecular function: nucleic acid binding. The coding region runs from base 1 to 4656 and encodes 1551 amino acids. Lineage: Eukaryota; Metazoa; Arthropoda; Malacostraca; Decapoda; Penaeidae.
AUGGCACGCCAGUAUGACCUGGAGAGCCGUAAACUAGACUUGGAGAUGUUUAAGGCAGAGAAUGAGCGGAUGCGUCUCAUGCAGAGACCCAAUCAGGAACGUUAUCCUCAUUUUCGUAUAGAGGAUGCAAUUAAAUUUGUUCCUAAAUUUAAUGAAACCGAGCCAGAGUAUUUCUUUAUUCAUUUCGAGCGAGUAGCUGCCUUGCAUGGUUGGCCCGAAGAUAAGUGGGUAUUACUAGUACACAGCGCAUUUGUUGGCAGGGCACAAGAGGUUUUCUCAGCUCUGGAUUUGGUACAGUCACAGAAUUAUCAUGUUGUAAAAGAAGCUGUGUUAAAUGUUUAUAAAAAGGUACCAGAGGCUUAUAGACAGGAUUUCCGCAAUUGCCGUAAAGAUGGUAAACAAACCUUUGUUGAAUUUAUCCGCCAAAAGCAACUUUUGUGUAAAAAAUGGGUCGAGAGUGAACUUGAUGCACUCGAGUACGAUAAAUUACUUGAAUUGUUUAUACUCGAGGAUAUAAAGAAGUGUAUGCCUGUAAAAGUUCGCUCUCACAUUGACGAGCGUGGUCUGCGCACAUUAGCCGAGGUCGGUAGUGCCGUCGAUCAUUUCGCUCUCACUAAUCCGAACUACUCUUGCAGAUCUAAUGAGCCUUCAUUCCAGUCAAGCCAGCAUAGUGGUAAGAGGAUGGAGUAUAGUGCCAGGACUGAACUGCCAGAUACCCACAGGACUGUAAAUAUAAAGUCGUCAGAAACAGCUGAAUCUGUAAAUGUGACGCCUUCAUUUAGACCAUUUUGUUCUACAGGAUUUCUUAGUGCCGAUGAAUCGUGCACGUCUUCUUCCCCGGUCACUAUACUACGGGACUCGGCUGCAAAUAUAUCAUUGGUGCUCAAAGAGGCUGUUCCUAACCCUGACUGUUACACUGGAGAGAUGGUAAUUAUUAAUGGACUGAUAGGGUCCAAGAACAUUCCCAUUUGUGAAGUUUACAUUAAAUCUGACUUGAUAUCUGGAUAUGUAAGAUUAGGUGUUGUUGAUAAGAUACCAAGUGAUGGCAUUUCCCUUCUUAUGGGUAAUGAUCUAGUUGGUAAUAAGAUGUGGCCUUGCCCUGUAGUUUUACCUAGUCCCACUAAGGAAAACAAUACAGUAGAUUUAGAGAGGGAGUACCCUGAUCUCUUCCCCGCGUGUGCUGUCACACGCAGUGCCAGUCGUAGGGCCUCCCAUCCUAUCAAAGCGGUUACUCCUAGUAAUACAUUAACAGAGGAGAGCCCAAGUGAGGUAAUUACAGAGGAAUUCACACUAGCAGACUUCUUUAAUUCAUCAGCUAAAGUUUUAAGUCAGCCUGCAUCUGACCAUCCUGAUAUAGUGAAUUUCAAAGCCACUCCAAUUACUAAAGAGAAGCUAAUUGAAGAACAACACAAUGAUCCUGAUUUAAAAACAUUUUAUGAUAGGCUUACUGACCUAAGUGAUUUAGAAACUUCUCAUGUGUGCUACUAUCUCCAGUCGGGCGUUCUUAUGCGUAAAUAUAAGCCAUAUAAUAUAUCUGCAGACGAUACAAGAAAGACUGUACAUCAGAUUGUAAUUCCUAAGUCCCUUCAUACUGACGUUUUGAAUAUUGCACAUGACAUUAGUGGUCAUUUGGGAGUCAAGAAGACUUAUUACAAGAUUUUAGCUCAUUUUUAUUGGCCAAAAAUGAAGAGAGAUGUUAGUCGUUAUUGUCAGUCGUGCCAUAUCUGCCAAGUAAAAGGUAAGCCAGGAGCUGGCAUCAAACCAUAUCCCUUGCAACCUAUCCCAGUGUUAAGAGAGCCUUUCAGUAAAGUAGUUAUUGACUGUGUAGGUCCCCUUCCCAAGACUAAACGGGGUAACAAGUUUCUGUUAACUAUAAUUGAUGUGGCCACCAGAUAUCCUGAAGCUUUUCCCCUCAGACGCAUUACUACUAAGAAUGUUGUGAAGGCCUUAAUAAAGUUUUUCACCCAGGUGGGUCUGCCUGCCGUAGUACAGUCAGAUCAAGGAUCGAAUUUCACGUCCAAACUGUAUGAAAACGUUAUGAAGUCCUUGGGUAUACAGCAGUGCAGGUCUAGUGUAUAUCAUCCUCAGAGUCAAGGGGUUGUUGAAAGGUUUCACUAUACUCUAAAGACAAUGAUAAAAGCCUUCUGUUUGGAGACUGGUUCUGAGUGGGAUGAAGGAAUAGACUUGCUUCUAUUUUCACUUAGGGACAGUGUUCAAGAGAGUCUCGGAUAUUCACCAUUUCAGUUAAUUUACGGCCAUGAAGUGCGUGGACCACUAAAAGUCCUAAAGGAGUGUUGGUUAAAUGAAGAGGAAGAGAUUCCUAUAGCUGCAUAUGUUAACAAAUUUAAGAGUAGGUUACAAACAGCUAUUUCAAUAGCCCAUAAUCAUUUGGGUAAGGCUCAGACGAAAAUGAAAGAACAUUUUGAUAAAGUAAACAAUUCUGAAGAAAGAACCUUUAAAGAGGGGGACUUAGUUUUAGCCUUGCUACCUCUUCCUAACCAGCCUCUUCAGUCUCGAUAUGCAGGGCCAUUUCGUAUUUUAAAACGAACCAGUGAUACGAAUUAUGUAAUUGAAACACCUAAGAGGCGUAAGAAACAACGUCAUGUACACGUGAACCUCCUGAAAAAAUACUAUGAACGAAAUGAUUUGAAGGAAAAUGUACGAGAGGUUUCAAUAGUUGUACCUUCUAAUAUCAGUAGUGAAAAUAAUGAAACUAUUCCUAUUGUGGAGCCUAAUCUCACCAAUUCAGUCAUCUUAGCUAAACCUGAUGAUAAACUUAAACACCUUUCUGCUGCCCAAGCAGCAAACAUUCGUUCUCUUCUGCAGGAGUAUGAUAAACUAUUCAGUGAUGUACCACAUCUCUGCCCUCUGCUGGAACACGAUGUUGAGACUAGGGAUGCUAAACCAGUACGCCAAGCUCCCUAUCGCCUCAAUACCGAGAAGAGGGCAUUCCUGCAGGCAGAGAUUCAACGUCUGAAAGAACAGGGUAUCAUCAGUCCCAGCCUUAGCCCCUGGGCAUCCCCUGUGGUCCUAGUUCCCAAGAGUAGCGGCACUUACCGUCUAUGCGUGGACUACAGGAAGGUGAAUGCGGUAACUGUGGCGGACUCCUUUCCUCUCCCGAGGAUGGACGACAUCAUUGAUGAUUUGGGGAGGGCACGCUAUCUGUCGAAAUUGGAUCUCCUCCAGGGGUAUUAUCAAGUCCCGUUAACCGAGAGGGCGAGGCCGAUUUCUGCGUUUGUCACCGCGGCCGGCCUCUACGAGUUCAGGGUUCUUCCGUUUGGGAUGAGGAAUGCCCCGGCAACCUUUCAGCGACUGAUGAAUUACCUGACGGCGGACCUGGAAGGCGUUCGCUGUUACCUCGACGACCUCGUAAUCUGGAGCGAGUCCUGUGAGGAACACCUCGUCCGCCUGCGUGCGCUCUUCUCGGCCCUGGCAGACGCCAAUCUUACGGUAAACCUGCAGAAGAGUGAAUUUGGACACGCUCAUGUCACCUUCUUGGGCCACGUGAUCGGUCAGGGCCAGGUCGCACCUGUCGCCGCAAAGGUGGAAGCUGUUCUGCAGUAUCCCGCGCCCGUCGACCGGAAGGGCUUGAUGCGCUUCAUGGGGAUGGUCGGCUACUACAGAAGGUUCUGUAAGAACUUCUCGCAGGUAUCAGCACCUUUGACAGACUUGCUGAGUACGAAACGGACAUUCAGGUGGUCAGAUGAUUGUCAGCAAGCCUUUGAAGACCUGAAGCGCCUCUUAUGUACCGCCCCCGUCUUGCAAGCUCCUGACAUAAGUAUACCGUUUACGAUACAGGUGGACGCCAGUGACAGUGGUGUGGGAGCGGUACUCUUACAAAGAAGCGGAAUGGCAAACGAAAUAUCAUUGCGGACGCACUCUCGAGAUCGUAGGUGGUGUGGUCUGCACUCAGUGGCCGCUGACUCGACACUGCGAAGGACAGAGGACAGGAAAUUACGAAAUCACAGUAAAAGACAAAACACCAUGUUUAAGAUUUCUGCUUUGUGCGUGCUGGUGUUGGUGCAGGUUUCUGCCGGACUCUAUUACGAGAACAGGCCGUUAGUGUGUCCCUUGAAGCAGGAGGUGCAGUAUGAAGACAAAGUAAUACAAGCCACGUACUUGGAGGUCCUUGAGGAACCCUUGGUCGCUACGCACGUUCAUCUCAAGACUGUUUACCAGACAACCACACUGCCCGUCACUGCCACCUACAUCCUCACCGUCACUGCGUCCCCGCCAAAUGCCACCGUCACAGAAGUCCAGCUGGUCGAGACUCAAGUGCCACACACUGUGACGCAGAUCGAGACCGUCACCAACAGACUCACCGAGACCGUCCUCGACGUGGCCACACGAACGGCAACCAACUACCACACCCUCGUGGAAACCGUCCCCGUGCUCGAGACCCACUUUGACACCGUGACGGAGGUCCACACCCGCUUGGCCGAUAUCACGCUUACGGUGCAGGAGACCGAGUUUUCGACGCUCACCUGGACAGUCAGUCAGCUAGAGACCCAGCAGGUCGUGGAGAGCAUCGAGGAGACGAGCGUGACGACGAGCACGGAAUAUGUUCCUCGAUACAGAACCAACACUCACACGCUCACGAAGAUGGUGACGCAGACUGUGUGCCCGCCUAGUGCACAACACUCGCUCAAAUGGUGA